Sorghum bicolor (sorghum) is the source of this 1359-nucleotide messenger RNA. RefSeq lists its product as uncharacterized. The record is from RefSeq and is a predicted model, not a curated record. The transcript has 2 exons. The coding region runs from base 222 to 1226 and encodes 334 amino acids. Lineage: Eukaryota; Viridiplantae; Streptophyta; Magnoliopsida; Poales; Poaceae.
GAAUGCUGUCUGCGUUGUUGUGGCGGUGAAUGUCGAAUGCGCCCUCAAUUUCAGACUCAGACAUCGCUUCUCGUCAAGGAAGCAAGCCAUACCAAAAGUUGGAUGAGCUUUGGUUUGAAGCCAAUAUUUGGCCGAAAGGGAAUGCAGAAAAGGCUCCGAGGUAGCUGGGCCACGAUUUCACGGCCCAGAUAAUCUACAGUGGGUCCUGCCUGGAUAAGGCCAUGGCAGCCAUGGAUGGCUUCUGUCUGUUCAACUCCGAGAUCUCACGAGCUCCAACAAGCAAAGCAAUGGAGUCCUCUCUUCUCCCUCGAUUCACCCGCACCCGCACCCACGCCGGCGCCUCCUGUUCUCUGUUCUCUCCCACCCUCCCCCGCUCCUCGCUACGCCUCCGCGCUCCCCCUCGUCACAUCUGCCUCUCCGCUUCAAGCCCCGGCGGAUCGAACACCACCGACGACGGCGAGGGCGAGCGCAGCAACGUCAGUGACAAGGAAGGCCUCGUGGCGCAGCUACGGAAGGUCGUCGACGCCUACCGCAACAGCAACAACGACCUCCGGACCUUCCUCCAGAACCUCGUCGACGCCGGCGUGGUCGACGAGUCGGACGUCUUCGGCGGCGCGGGGGACGACGACGACGACGACGACCUCCUCCGGGCGCUCAUCGACGCGGACCUCCCGGGCGGGGACGCCGACCUGGGCAUGCUGUGGAAGCUCCCGGCCGUCGCGGCGCUCUCCUUCGCCGGCGUGCCCGCGCUGCUCGGGUACCUCGGCGACGCCGCAGGCGCGCGCGUGCCCGCCUGGAUGCCGCUCGCCUACUCGCUCGCGUCGUUCCUGCUCGGGUCGCUGCUGGUCGUCGACGCCUCGGUCAGCGACGAGGAGUGGGAGGAGUGGGCCCUCCGGCGGGAGCGCGAGGGGCAACUCGCGUUCCUCGAGUCGGAGGAGGUGCUGUGGCGGGUGGCGCGGAGGGUUCCGGCCGCCGCGCUCGCGGCGUCCGCGGCGGGCGAGGCGGCGCUGCGCGCGGCGGCACAGGUGACGGGGCUGGACCUGCAGCCGCCGCUCUGGGUGGCGUUCCUGCUCUUCGGCGUCCUCCUGGGCGUGCCGUACGGGGUGUUCUCGUCGAGCUUCGAUCCAGCGGUGGAGGGCUCUUGGCUCGGGUGGGAGGAGUUCGUCAACAACAUCCGCGAUGUCGUGCUCCAAGCCGGCGAUCGCCGUGGCCGGAACAAUAAAUAGGUUUCUGAGAACUGCUCGGGCGAUCGCCGACUGCUUGGAACAGUUUCGUCACUCGUCAGAGAAUUUUCCUGAGAUUCAUACGGAGAACGAAACAAUUCAAACUCGGGACCGUAGGAUUAAGCCUUGUUUAGUU